Messenger RNA from Eurytemora carolleeae, 968 nucleotides. RefSeq names its product demethylmenaquinone methyltransferase. The coding region runs from base 33 to 908 and encodes 291 amino acids. The transcript has 11 exons. Lineage: Eukaryota; Metazoa; Arthropoda; Copepoda; Calanoida; Temoridae. The record is from RefSeq and is a predicted model, not a curated record.
UAUUUGUUUAUAUUUAUAUUCAGAUUUCCAAAAUGCUGUCAGUUUCACUUUCUCGCAACAUGAGGAAAUCUUUAACAGAUCUCAUCGGAUCAAGAUUUCGUAAUAUUCAGAUUGUGGUCUGCUUACCUCUUAGUUCACAGGCGGGCCCUGUUAAAAAACAGAGCGUAGAGGCACAAGUCAAUCUACCUAUGAUACAGAAGAUUGAGAAAAUUUGCAGGAAGUAUAUUGAUCAGCUAGGAGAGGAGGAGGGUAAACAGUAUAAUAUUCAGAACUUCCUGAUCAUGUAUAUUCUUGGUUCUACUUCAAACACAGAGUAUAGAACUAAACUCUUUGACCGUUGGCCGACGUAUCUUGAAGACUUCCAAGCUUGUAAGAGUAUACUGGGAUACAGAUAUCCGGAAACAUUAUGUGAACAGUUCUUUAGGCUGAAUCUUAAACGGAACUCUAAAAUACUGGAUGUAGCCUGCGGACCUGGGAAUGUCGCCUUAAUUCUGCGUGAGGAAGGGUAUACUCAUGUAGAUGGACUGGAUCCCUCCUCAGGUCUACUAGCUGCUGGGGAGCAGAAAGGACUCUUUAACAAAACAUUCUGUUGUUUUGUAACACCGGACUCAAAAACUCCGAUUCCUGACAAUGCUUAUGAUGUUCUCCUGUGCAGUGCAGGCAUGUUUCCAGGCAGUAUAGUGCCUCAGGCUUUCCCAGAAUUACUCAGGAUAACUAGACCAGGAGGGAUUAUAGCAUGGAAUAUUGCUGAUGGAUAUGAGGGGUUCAAUGAAUUCUUCAAAGACUAUGACAAGAUUUACAAUCAGCUGAUUCAAGAUGGAAGUUGGGUUGAGGUUGAGCCUGUUCAAAGGAUGGAAGAGAUGUUAAUGGGAGAUGCAGGGUUCACAUAUAUCAUGAAGAAAAUCUAAAUGUAUCUUGUAUUUUAAAAAUAAAAUAUAUUUUGUUAAAUAUAAAUAAUGUUGUUUUCA